GGGGGGGGGUGUCAGUGGAUCGAUCCUGGUCGAUGGAGGCAGCAGGAGGGGGGGGGGUGUCAGUGGAUCUCGGCUCCCCCCACCACCCCGCCCGCUCUGGCGGUGACUUCCCCGCCGCGCGAAGGGCAGGCGGCUUCCAGCGAAGAUCGUCGUUCCAUGGUGGGCAGGAAGGACGCGAUCUCAAAAAUCUCAAGCGUCACCCCCUCCCCGAGCGAUGUCUGCCAUGCCGCUCCCCGCCUCCGCGGCGUCUCUCCUCGCCAGCCUGGGCUGCGGCUUCGCACUCGCGUGGUUCCUGCGAGGUCGCUUGGCCACCGCCCCUGCCCACGGUCCUCCGGCAGACCACGCCGGCCAGGCACACGGUCACGAGGGGGGCGGCAGCAGCAGCGACGACGGCUACGACAAGGAUGACGACUUCGACGGCGGGGACGACGCGGACGACGUGGACAGCGACGGCAACAGCGUCGGCGAUGACACAGGAAGCGACGACGACGCUGACGACGCCGACGAGCACAAGAUGGUGCUGGUCGUGCGCGCCGACCUCAAGAUGGGCAAGGGCAAGGCGGCGGCUCAGUGCGCGCACGCCGCCGUGGCCGCGUACCGGCUGGCGGCGGCGCGCCAGCCGGGCGCGCUGAGACGCUGGCGCCGCGGCGGGCAGGCCAAGAUCGUGACGCGCGUGGAAGACGAGGCGGCGCUGCUGGAGCUGCAGGAGAGGGCGCGCGCGCUGGGGCUCGGGGCGCCCCUGGUGUGCGACGCCGGGCGCACGCAGGUGGCCGCCGGGUCGUGCACAGUGCUGGCCGUGGGGCCCGGCCCCGUGCGCGCGGUGGGCGAGGUGACGGGGCACCUCAAACUGUACUGAGCACCGGCUCUCUCUCGCUCUCCUACGGCCUUCCCUCUGCAAUGCACUCAUCCCACCAACUCUGCUCCCCCCUCCACCGCAACCCUUAGCUCUGAAUUGUUUUCGGUUUGUACCGCGUGUUAUUUGGCAUGAUGUUUGACAAUUUAGCCCACGUGCUGGGGCUUCUCGAGAUCUUCCUACCUUCUGGUCGUGAAGAGGUUCCCAGCAGAUAUGUAGUGAAACGUAGGACAUAAUGCCGAACCCCACGGUUACAGCCUGAAAGCACAUCAGAGCUAUACGGCACAACUAUGAAAAACCCACGGUCCCCAAACCUUAGUCGCCUUUCUCCAAGUCAUGGUGAGUGGUGCACAUCACCUUUGGCAGCCGUGAAACUGGUGAGAAUUCUGCAUUCCAGUGGUGCUGGGCUAUGUGGUGGGCAGCAGAGGGCAGUGUGCAGCUAAAUAUAUUGUAGUUUUGUACCCCCUCUGUGCCCCCUGCCUACGCCUUCAACCCACACAGAGCAGCGUUAUGGAGUAUGGUCAAAUAACCCCCACACGCUGUUGGAAGGCCUUAAUCCAGCAGUGGAAACCGUUCAUACACAAAUGGUAUAACGAGUGAUACUGGCAAUGUUCAAGACUGGAUCAUAUGUUGUGCUAUAGCAAUAUAGUUAUCAGUAUUUUCGGUAUCACCUUGAUACUGGGAGUCUUGAUAAACGUUAUUUUGCUAUUUCCCUUUGCAAAUGUAUUGCUCAUGGAGCAAUAUCUAUUUCAUGACUUUCAUUACCAAGGUAUUUCCUGUAAUGUGCGAUACACUGGUAGAAUAAUUUCCCAGCUGUUGUGAUUCAGGAAUGGGUAUGAAAUGUUAAGGUAUCAGAUAUACGGUGAAUAUUAAAUACAAGGCCUCUACUGCCAAGCACUGCUUUCACUUAACGCCGGAGACCAAUAUUCAGUGGAAAUCAGCCAAGUUCACAAAACGCAUCCAAUGGUUUCCUAAAAAUGUUGAAGCUUAUUGCAUCCGUUACUCUUUAAUAGUACAAUAGAAGCUCAAAUAAACUGUUUACAAACAA
Molecule: messenger RNA, 1901 nt
Organism: Lethenteron reissneri (Far Eastern brook lamprey)
Lineage: Eukaryota; Metazoa; Chordata; Hyperoartia; Petromyzontiformes; Petromyzontidae
Product: peptidyl-tRNA hydrolase 2, mitochondrial-like
Cellular component (GO): cytosol
Molecular function (GO): peptidyl-tRNA hydrolase activity
Source: RefSeq, a predicted model, not a curated record